Ciona intestinalis (vase tunicate) is the source of this 1282-nucleotide messenger RNA. RefSeq names its product protein Abitram-like. Lineage: Eukaryota; Metazoa; Chordata; Ascidiacea; Phlebobranchia; Cionidae. The record is from RefSeq and is a predicted model, not a curated record. Gene Ontology annotation, biological process: regulation of filopodium assembly; regulation of actin filament polymerization; dendrite morphogenesis. Gene Ontology annotation, cellular component: filopodium tip; dendrite; nucleus. Gene Ontology annotation, molecular function: actin filament binding; actin monomer binding.
UAAAUCUACAAAGUCUAUGAGAAUACUGUUGUAUCUUAAAGGAGUGCUACAGAAAUAGGUUUAACGCUUGUCAAUAUUCUUGUGCUUCAUCAACAUUGCUUCAAUGUUUCAUAACAUUAACGAUUGCCAUUUAUUUAGGUUCAUAUAAUGUUGUGUAACUUCGCAUAUGGCUGCACCUCCCCCAUCGUUUAAGACAACCCGACCAUUAAAAGGUUCGUUUCCACUUGAUAGGGAAUCAUUGUGUAAAGAAUCAAUGAAGAAAUUCUUCAAGUGCAUGAAAGACAACAACUACAACAACAGUUUGUGUCGUGUUGAAUCUAAAGACUACCUUGUUUGUCGCAUGAAUAAUAACUUAAUGCAAAGUGAGUCAUUAACACAACUUGGCUUUCGAGAUCUUGAGAAAGUUGAUCAAAUUGCUUCAACUCCUACUUCAUAAAUUAAUGUAAGAAUUUUUGUAACAAUGGUUGAGCAAUUAGAAAAAAACGAUGAUUACAAAGUUAAAAGCAUUGAAACGGAAUAUUUGCAUCACAAUUCAAUGCAAACCAUAUUCCCAAGUGUGAUUGAAAGAUAUUUUACUACUGGAUAUAAAGUAAAUUUACCCAAAGGAGGAAAUUUGGAUUUCUUUAAAUCAAACCCAUCAAAUAUGAAUGACGUUUGUAUUUUGCGCCAUUCAAACAGUAUAUGUCUGAUUACUCUUGCACCAACACAUCCUGUGAUUGAAAACAAGUGCAGAAUAACAAGCAUUAGUUUUAAAGUGACAGAUAAGCUUGAUAGAUUACAAAACUCUGUGUCGGGUAAAAGAAAAAGAGGUGCACAAUGGCUUAACCCAUCUGGCCCUUUGUGUGUGAUAUCUUGUGAUGAUGGAAGCAAACACACUGUGUAUUGUGGGAUAAGAGGAAGUCUUGUUGAAGUCAAUGAACGUCUAAUAUCUUCACCACAGCUUCUUCAUGACUGUUACAAAACAGAAGGAUAUAUAGCUGUGGUGAUGCCAAAACAUCUGGAGGCAAAAGCUACAAUGGAUGAUUUGCUGACUGAGGAACAAUUUAAAGAGUACCAAAUGUUAAACAUCUCUUAAAAGAUGGAAAACAUAGACCCAGUGAUUCCUGAAACAAAAAAAGAACAAGACAAUAUUUAAUAAAAUGUUUGCCCAAUGUGUAAUUUCUGUAUUGUUUUAAUGUCUCUGUUAACUGAGUCUCAUUAAACAUUUAAUUUUAAUUUAUCACCAAUUACAGCUCAUGUACACACCCCACAUUUUUCCUCAUUUAAUGCAUUUCAUUUGCAG